AUGGAUUCAGGAAACAGUAUGAAUUUGGAGAAUACAAUGAAUAGAGUCCACCAUGAUCAACUUGUUACAAAGAUAAACACAAACAAGAAAAUGUCCACCUUAGCAAACCCAUCUAACAUCCUGGAAAGAUCGCGGGAAAUUAAGAAAAGUGGUGGUGAUAAACAGGUAGAAAUAACAACUGAAAGAAUAAAAAUGGCGAAGAGCUUCAAAGAAAAACAAAGCAAUGAUUUAGAGAAAGUGGCCCUUAAACGGAAGGCAGAAAGUGAAAAACAGCCAGCCGGAAAGAAAGAGGCAAAGAUAAUGGAACUUGACAAUCAGUUAAUCACCAUGCCUCUGCCUCACAUCCCCCUAAAGAACAUAAUGGAUGUGGAAAUGAAGUUGGUCUACAUUGAUGAAGAGAACGUGAACUAUGAGUUUAUAGAGCCCUCCAUGUCUACUGGGAUUCAGCCAACAUGCCGAGCUGCUGAAAUAGUAGGCCCUAUGAGUGUACCUAAUUUCAGCUUUCUGCCUCAGAUUGACAAAUGGCUUCAGGUAGCCUUAAAGGAUGCCAGCUCUUGCUAUAGACAGAAGAAAUAUGCCGUGGCAGCGGGACAGUUCAGAACAGCACUUGAGCUUUGCAGCAAAGGGGCAGCUCUGGGAAAACCCUUGGAAGCAUCUGCUGAAGACAUAGCAAGUGUGGCCAGUUUCAUUGAGACAAAGCUUGUUACCUGCUACCUGCGGAUGAGGAAACCUGAGCUUGCCCUGAAUCAUGCACACAGGAGCAUUGUUUUAAACCCAGCCUAUUUUCGAAACCAUCUUCGUCAAGCCACAGUGUUCAGAUGUCUGGAGAGAUAUUCAGAAGCUGCCCGGAGUGCCAUGAUUGCUGACUACAUGUUCUGGCUCGGUGGAGGAAAUGAACAGUGUGUGAGCAAGCUCAUCAGACUGUAUUGGCAGGCCAUGAUUGAAGAAGCCAUCACCAGAGCUGAAGCUUUCUCUGUCAUGUACACACCAUUUGCAACCAGAAUAACAACCGACAAAAUAGAAAAAGUCAAAGAGGUUUUCACAAAAACUCAUCCUGCAUAUAUGGAGUAUAUCUACACAGAUCUUCAAGGAUUCCACAUAUUGCCUCAAACAGCUGAUUGGUCAUCUUUUCCUCCCCAGCAAUAUCUCUUGACUCUGGGGUUUAAAAACAAGGAAGAUGGGAAAUUUUUGGAAAAAGUAUCAAAUAGGAAGCUGCCAACAUUUACAGAAUAUAAAACUCCCUUCAAUCUGCUGACCAGAGAAGACACAGUGAGACACAUGGAGACAAUGGGGAAAAGAGUCUUGCCAAUAUUGGAUCUUAUUAGAAGUACCCAAUUGAAUGGGAAUUUCCUGGCAUGCUCUGGUGUGAUGGAGAAGUUACAGUACGCCAGCCUUCUAAACCAGCUGCAGAGAGUGAAGGAGCAGUCCCAAGUGAUUAAUCAAGCAAUGGCAGAACUAGCAACCAUUCCCUAUCUACAGGACCUCAGUCAACAGGAGGCAGAACUGCUGCAGUCACUAAUGGCAGACGCAAUGGACACCCUUGAAGGAAGAGGAAACGAUAAAGAACGUGUGUGGAAUACAAUCCAAAAGAUUGGGCGAAUUGAAGAUUUCCUAUACCAAUUAGAGGACAGCUUCUUAAAAACUAAAAAACUGAGAACUGCUCGGAGGCAGAAAACGAAAAUGAAGCGGCUUCAAACAGCCCAGCAAAGCUAG
Messenger RNA from Lepus europaeus (European hare), 1713 nucleotides. RefSeq names its product spermatogenesis associated 16 (gene SPATA16). Bases 1 to 1713 code for a protein of 570 amino acids. Lineage: Eukaryota; Metazoa; Chordata; Mammalia; Lagomorpha; Leporidae. The transcript has 10 exons. Gene Ontology annotation, biological process: spermatogenesis. Gene Ontology annotation, molecular function: protein binding. The record is from RefSeq and is a predicted model, not a curated record. Gene Ontology annotation, cellular component: Golgi apparatus.